Messenger RNA from Lactuca saligna, 1693 nucleotides. Lineage: Eukaryota; Viridiplantae; Streptophyta; Magnoliopsida; Asterales; Asteraceae. The record is from the annotation of a GenBank genome assembly.
GUUUGAAGUUAAACCUCUCCCCUUCAUCUCUUCCCUUUGUUUCUCCCUCCAAAAGUUUCUUCCUCACUUUGCUUCCAUGGCGGUCGCAGAACUAGGCCAUGCUUACACAACGACUGACUUCAGUAAUUCGCGCUUCCUCACUUAUGUCUCAUCGUCCACUCGUCUCUCCUAUCACCGCCGUCUGAGUUAUCGGAAUCUCCCUCGAACUCCGACUACUGCUAUCCGUUGUUCAGUUACCUCCGACAAAAUUCAAGCUCCGGUUGGUAUUGAUUCGAAACAGAAGCCUGAUUGUUUCGGUGUAUUCUGCCUCACUUAUGAUCUAAGUGAUCUGAAGGCUGAAGAUCAAACAAAAUCAUGGAAGAAAAUGAUUAAUGUUGCAGUCUCAGGUGCUGCUGGGAUGAUAUCCAAUCAUCUACUCUUCAAGCUAGCAUCAGGUGAGGUUUUUGGCCCAGAUCAACCUAUUGCCCUCAAACUUUUGGGAUCUGAACGAUCAUUUGGAGCUCUUGAAGGAGUGGCAAUGGAACUUGAGGACUCUUUGUAUCCAUUAUUGAGAGAAGUAAGCAUUGGCAUAGAUCCAUAUGAGGUAUUUGAAGAUGCAGAAUGGGCUCUUUUGAUUGGAGCUAAACCUAGAGGCCCUGGAAUGGAAAGAGCCGAUUUGUUAGACAUUAAUGGCCAAAUCUAUGCUGAACAGGGAAAAGCUCUCAAUGCUGUUGCUUCACGUAAUGUCAAAGUCAUGGUUGUAGGAAACCCUUGCAAUACCAAUGCUUUGAUUUGUAUGAAAAAUGCUCCAAAUAUACCUGCAAAGAAUUUUCAUGCUUUAACUAGACUAGAUGAGAAUAGAGCAAAAUGCCAGUUGGCUCUCAAAGCUGGAGUUUUUUAUGACAAAGUCUCUAAUGUCACCAUUUGGGGAAACCACUCGACUACUCAAGUUCCUGAUUUUUUAAAUGCUAAAAUACACGGGAUUCCUGUGCCAGAGGUUAUUACAGAUAGGAAAUGGCUAGAAGAGGACUUUACCAAAAUGGUUCAAACUAGAGGUGGUGUUUUAAUUAAAAAAUGGGGAAGAUCUUCAGCUGCAUCAACUGCUGUUUCUAUUGUGGAUGCAAUAAGGUCUCUUGUAACACCCACACCCGAAGGUGAUUGGUUUUCAACUGGAGUUUAUACAAAUGGAAAUCCUUAUGGAAUAGCAGAAGAUAUUGUUUUUAGCAUGCCCUGUAGGUCCAAGGGGGAUGGUGAUUACGAGCUUGUCAAAGAUGUCAUAUUUGAUGACUACCUUCGUAAGAGAAUUAAAAAGUCGGAAGAUGAGCUGCAAGCGGAGAAGAAAUGUGUAGCACACUUAACAGGAGAGGGAAUUGCAGUAUGUGAUCUACCUGAGGAUACGAUGCUUCCAGGAGAAAUGUAGAAGAGUACUACAGUCUACAGUUGAUGAUCUUUUCAUAUACAGUGAUACUGAGAUCUCUGGUAAACAGAAUUAGAAUCAUGUUUAUGAAAUGUUAAUAAGGGGGCAAUUGAUGCCAUGUUAUUAGUUUGAGGUUAUUUAUAAAUUAUAAUUAUGUUUUAACUCCUUUUCCCUCUCAUGUCAUGUCAUCUUUGUACAUGUAUGCUAUAUAUCCUACUUGCUCUUCUGUUUUCGGAGACUCCAAAUUAAUUACAAAGUCGUGAUUUAAUCGAGAAAAUACAAGUUCAGACGUUAUUU